AAGGCCACCACCACCACUGCUAAGAAGCCUGUUGGCCGGCCCAAGGCUAACACGGCCAAGCCUCGCAAGGCCUCCACUACUGCCACCAAGAAGACCACUAAGAAGGCUGCAAAGGAGACUGCUGCUUAAAUCUGUGGGCGCCUGAGACCGUGUUGUCAGAGACCACUUGAACCCGGCUCCUCCUAGUCGGUGAUGUGUGCCUCGGAUGAUCUUUCUCGAGCUAUAUUCCCUUUGUCUCUUCUGCUGUAAUUUUUUUUAUUUCUUUAUUUUUUUGUUCCUUGGCCACCUUUUGAUCAAUGGGGGAACUGUUUCUGGGAUAUGCCGUGGAUUGUUUACACUUUCGUUUUCAGUGUCGGUAGGGUUGGCGUCUUGCGAUGGAUCUUGCACCGGGAUAUGUUGUGCUAAACUCUUAUGUUUCUUUUUGGGACACUUGUCUAAGGACAGGUGUGACGUUAUGCAAUGAAACUGCUUGUCCAUUUCUUCAAUUGAGUUGAGAUGCAGUGUAGCGAA
Messenger RNA from Aspergillus neoniger CBS 115656, 510 nucleotides. RefSeq lists its product as uncharacterized. The transcript has 2 exons. The coding region runs from base 206 to 463 and encodes 85 amino acids. The record is from RefSeq and is a predicted model, not a curated record. NCBI's taxonomy places the organism in Eukaryota, Fungi, Ascomycota, Eurotiomycetes, Eurotiales, Aspergillaceae.